Messenger RNA from Pestalotiopsis fici W106-1, 345 nucleotides. RefSeq lists its product as uncharacterized. Lineage: Eukaryota; Fungi; Ascomycota; Sordariomycetes; Amphisphaeriales; Sporocadaceae. The transcript has 2 exons. The record is from RefSeq and is a predicted model, not a curated record. Bases 1 to 345 code for a protein of 114 amino acids.
AUGGCUACUGAAAUCACCAAGCCCACUUCCACCUGCUGCGGCAAGGCUUCCGGCGGCGAGUGCGUCUGUGCCAAGCAAGCCACUUGCUCCUGUGGCAAGCAGCCUGCCCUGUCCUGCAACUGCAGCAAGGCUCCCGCUGAGAACACCGUGACUGGCGCACGUUGUUCGUGUCGUGCCCGCCCCGCCGGCGAGUGCAACUGCGACAACUCUGCCAAGGAGAACUCGGCCGUCAAGGGCGAGUCUUGCGCUUGCGGCGCCCGACCUGUCGAUGCUUGCACCUGCGAAAAGUCCAGCGGAGAUGCCGGCCACAAUGACAACGAGAUUGACUUUACCACCAAGAAAUAA